GAAGGAGUCAGAAUGAAGUGUUUCAAGUAUUUCUUCCUUGCUGUACUUAUCACCAUUUGUGAGCAUUGUAGAGCCCAGUCCUGCGUGAUAGAUAAUUUUAAAGUGAAGGAUGACUUUGAAUUAAAAAGGUAUGCAGGAAAAUGGUACGCCAUUGGGAAAAAGGACCCUGAAGGCUUGUUCCUGCAAGACAAUAUCUCUGCUGAAUACACAAUAGAUGAGGAUGGCACAAUGACUGCAUCAUCCAAAGGCAGAGUUAAACUUUUUGGGUUCUGGCUCAUCUGUGCUGAUAUGGCUGCACAGUACUCGAUACCAGAUACAACCACACCAGCUAAAAUGUACAUGACUUACCAAGGUUUGGCUAGCUACUUAUCAAGUGGAGGAGACAACUACUGGGUCAUUGACACUGACUACGAUAACUAUGCAAUCACCUAUUCCUGCCGUACUCUCCAUGAAGAUGGAACAUGUAAUGAUGGCUAUUCCAUAAUAUUCUCACGCAAUCCACGUGGAUUUACUCCAGCUAUUACAAGGCUUAUACGCCAAAAACAGGAGGAAAUCUGCAUGGCUGGACAAUUUCAGCCUGUCCUUCAAUCGGGAGCCUGCUAAUGUUGUCAAGAACUUUUUCUUUCUCUCGGGUAUGGAAAGAACCAGUCCAUCUUGAAAGAAUUACCUAAAGAAAUGCACAACUUUUUUGCAUCGCUAAGAUUAUUUUCAGAGUGCAAUUAUGUGUUUAACUGUUAUUUAGAUACAAAUUAUUUUUGGUUCAUGUCAUGUGCUUCCUUUAAACAUUCUGUUUUUAGGUUUUAUUAUGCAACCAGAUUUUGUUGAAAUAGAUAAUUUAUUAAGUAUG
Molecule: messenger RNA, 847 nt
Organism: Nanorana parkeri
Lineage: Eukaryota; Metazoa; Chordata; Amphibia; Anura; Dicroglossidae
Product: purpurin-like
Exons: 7
Coding region: 13-603 (196 amino acids)
Molecular function (GO): retinoid binding; retinol transmembrane transporter activity
Source: RefSeq, a predicted model, not a curated record